Messenger RNA from Aspergillus brunneoviolaceus CBS 621.78, 4391 nucleotides. RefSeq lists its product as uncharacterized. Gene Ontology annotation, biological process: transmembrane transport. The transcript is spliced from 2 exons. Lineage: Eukaryota; Fungi; Ascomycota; Eurotiomycetes; Eurotiales; Aspergillaceae. Gene Ontology annotation, molecular function: ABC-type transporter activity; ATP binding; ATP hydrolysis activity. The coding region runs from base 8 to 4201 and encodes 1397 amino acids. Gene Ontology annotation, cellular component: membrane. The record is from RefSeq and is a predicted model, not a curated record.
UUUGAACAUGUCAACAGACUCUCCCGAUGUCGAACAGCAAGCAGACUCGUGCAAUCAGCUCCCGAUCUAUCGCUAUGAUGGACGUGCCUUGGGCGUGGCCUUCGAGAAUGUGACCGCUCAGGGCCCCUACGGUGGUCAACGGACCGUGCCUGACCUCCCGCAGAUUCUCCUCGACAUUCUCCGCUCACCGUGGCAGCUCCUUCGAUCUACCAUCUCCCGACACACACCCGCUCGUCGCAAUAUCGUGCAGGAUGUCUCCGGGGUGCUAUUCCCGGGCGAGACCAUGCUGGUCCUCGGCCGCCCUGGAGCGGGUUGUACCACCGUGCUGAAGAUCAUUGCCAACACCCGCGAGUCGUUUGAUGCUGUCCAGGGGGAGGUACACUAUGGAGCACUGAGGGCGGAAGAUAUGACCGACGAGCUGAAGUCAGAAGUCGUCUACUCCUCGGAGGAUGAUAUCCAUUUCCCGACCUUGACCGUGGCAGACACCUUGGACUUUGCUCUCAAGCUACGAAAGCCGGCGAGCCUUCCUGGUCGUAACUCACGGUUCUCCGCCGAGUAUACACAGCGAUUGGUCAAUGCACUUGGUAUCGGGCAUACGAAAAACACCAUUGUGGGCGAUGCAUUCAUCCGAGGUGUCUCGGGGGGUGAGCGACGCCGCGUUUCCCUCGCCGAAGCGAUGACGAUCAACUCCACCCUGGUGAGCUGGGAUAACCCGAUCCGUGGGCUGGACAGCUCCUCGGCUCUGGAAUUCCUUCGCUUGGUCAAGCGCAUGUCCCGGGCGACGGGAAUGACAAACAUCGCUACGCUCUACCAGGUCUCGGAGGAUAUGUAUCAGGAGUGCUUCGACCGUGUUCUGGUAAUGUAUGAUGGGAGGAUGAUCUUCAGUGGCAGGAUCAACAUGGCCAAGCAAUAUUUCCAAGAACUGGGGUUCUACUGCCCUGAGCGCCAGACGACCCCUGACUUUCUCACCUCGGUAACCUCCCCGGUCGAUCGCACAAUUCGUUCAGAUUAUGCGGGCCCUCUCUACCUGGACCCCGACAGUCUUGCGGAGGCUUUCAAGCGCAGUACACACUACGAGCAACUCCAGAAGGAGCUGAUUCAAUACCAUACCGCUGCGCAGAGGGAUCCGAUUGCCUUGACGGCUCUGCGAAGCGAUGUUGGUGGUUUGCGAUCGAGAUUGACCUACAAACACGCCGUCGAGCCCGCGACAAUUUUCAAGCAGAUCGCGGUGGGCACCGAAAGAACCUACCGCUUGCUCUGGGGCGACUGGAGGACCCUGCUCACCAUUUUGAUUCUGUGUAUCUUGAAUGCACUCAUCACCGGGUCGGGAUUCUAUGCCGCUCCGCGCACCGCCGCGGGCUCGUUUGAACGGAGCGGUGCACUCUUCUUUGCGGCAACAUAUUUCUGUCUCAAUGCCUUGACUGAGGUGGGCAAAACCGUUAAUGCCCGCGCCAUUCUACUCAAGCAGCAUAAUAUGGGCCUUCUUCAUCCGGCCGCCUAUGCGGUAAUCCAGACCAUCGCUGAUAUUCCAUCCGCCCUGAUCCAAACCACGGUAUUUGCUUGCUGCUACUACUUCCUCAUCGGGCUCAGUGAGACUGCCUCGCAAUUCUUCACCUUCCUCCUCAUCAUUUUUGCACACUACUCCGCUAUUGCGACUAUGUUUCGCAUGUUGGGCGCCUGGGCUCCAGGUCUCAAUAUUGCUCAUCUCUUGGCGGGUUGUGCUCUACCGGUCGCCUGUCUGUAUUCCGGAUAUGCUCCACCUGUGCCCACCAUGCAUCGCUGGGGCUCCUGGAUCCGCCGCGUGAGUCCUACUCCCUACGCCGUGGAGGCUAUGAUUGGAAACGAGUUCUACCACAUGCAGCUCCAUUGCACCGACUCGCAACUGAUUCCUCACGGACCGGGCUACGAUGAUAUCCGCUACCAGGCGUGUCCCAUGGCAGGGGCGCAGCAGGGUUCAGCCUUCGUGGACGCCGCCGUCUAUGCAGAGACGAUGUAUGGCUAUACCCGCGCCCAUCUUUGGAGAAACUUCGGAAUCAUCCUGGUCUUUUGGUUCCUUUACACCGUGCUUGGUGCCGUGGGUCUGACCUUCAUGACUCGAGACAGUGGUAAUGCAACCGGUCCGGUAUACAAGCGUGGUGCCGCCAUCCCGCAGCGAGGCGAGAGGCCGAGGGAAAGCAAGGGAACAAGUGACGAUGGCGCAGCGGAGAAAAGGUCUGUCUCUGGGCAGUCAGAAACCGACGUGGACGAGGUCGGGGCCAGCCCUCUGCCGUGUCAGACUCCGCCAUCGGUGAGCCGUGCCUCGUUCACGUUUGAGGACCUUUGUUACACGGUCACGGUCGGAGGCGGGGAGAAACAGCUCCUGGAUCAUGUCUCUGGCUACGUCAAGCCUGGUCAGCUGACUGCAUUGAUGGGAGCUUCUGGGGCGGGUAAGACCACCCUUCUCGAUAACCUUGCUCAGCGGAAAUCCGAGGGCCGCACAACGGGCGAUAUUCGUCUCGGAGGCGCGCCGCCGCACCCGCUGUCAUUUGCGCGAUCCUGCGGCUUUUGUAUGCAACAAGACGUCCAUGAGCCCACUACCACGGUGCGAGAAGCGCUGCAAUUCAGUGCUCUGCUCCGCCGGCCUGCUGAGGUGCCCCGUGAAGAGAAACUCGCCUAUGUGGAGCAGGUGAUCUCGCUGUUGGAAUUGGAGAAGAUUGCCGAUGCCCUUGUGGGAAGCACUGGGGAUGGUCAGUUGAGUGUUGAAGAGCGCAAGCGGGUGACCAUCGGGGUUGAACUGGUAGCGAAGCCGGCUGCACUCUUGUUUCUAGACGAGCCAACAUCCGGCCUGGAUAGCCAAGCUGCGUAUUCCAUUGUGGCUUUCUUGCAGAAGAUCGCCGUCCAUGAGGGGGUCCCAAUCGUGUGUACGAUCCACCAGCCCUCGGGGGUGCUGUUUGAGAUGUUCGACCACAUCAUGCUGCUCGCGCCUGGCGGACGGACGGUCUACUUUGGCGAAACCGGGGCGCACGCCGCGACGGUGGCAAGCUAUUUUGCUCGGUACGGUGCGGUGAUGGGCCCUGCUGACAAUCCUGCUGAAUUCAUCAUCUCCACCGUCGCGGGCGAUCAUGCCAAGCAGAACUGGCCGCUCAUCUGGAACGAGUCGCCGGAGCGCCAAGUCCUCCGCGAGAAGAUCCGCGCCAUCAAUGCGACCCCCUUCACCCCCGCGCAUGCUGAGACGUCCGAGGACCAAGCUGGCGGUCGAUACGCCAUGCCGCUGGGGCAGCAGGUCCUGAUCCUGACGCAGCGCCACUGGAAGGCCGUGUGGCGCAACGGACAAUACAAUUUCAGUCGCCUGGCCAAGUCCAUCUUCUUCGAGCUGUUUGUCUCGUUUACCUUCUUCCACGUCACCUCCAGCACCUCCGGCCUGCAAAACCACAUGCUGGGCACCCUGCUGUGCACCUGGUUGAUUCCCAGCGUGGCGGCCGACGUGCAAGCCGUCUGGUACGAGAAGUGGGCGAUCUUCGAGGCGCGCGAGCGCAACGGUGUGUACGGCUAUAAGGCGCUGCUGGGAGCGCUGAUCCUGGUCGAGAUCCCCUGGUUCCUGGGCCUGUUUACCCUCGUCUUCCUUAUGACCUUCUGGACCUUCGGCUUCGCCAGCACCGCCAGCAUCGCCGGCGUUGUGUACGGCAUGUACCUGCUGUUCGCACUCUUCGGCCUCGGUUUUAUCUACCUCAUGGCGGCCGUGUUCCCCAACGCCACGAUGGCCGGCUACGCCAUGUCGCUCUUCUGGGUCACGGUCCUCAUGUUCUCCGGUGCCGCGAACCCCCACAGCGCCCUCAACGACUUCUACCGCCCCUGGCUCUGGUGGGCCGACCCGCUCACCUACUUCUUCGAGGCCACCGUCUCCACGGUCGUCCACGACGUGCAGGUGCAGUGCACGUCGACCGAGUUGGCGGUUUUCGAUAUCCCUAACGGUACCUGCCGCGAGUAUUUGGGUGCCUACCUCGACAGCAACCCGGGCUACCUGCUCAAUCCCUCGGCUACCCAGGCCUGCGAGUUCUGUCCCUACUCGGUCGGGGACGAGUACGCCCGCUCGCUGCACUUUUAUUUUGGGGCCCGCGGCCGCGACGCGGGCGUGUUCCUCGCGUUCUGCGUGACGAACUUUGUGCUGUUGUUUGGGGUGACUUGGUUGACGCGCGUGCAGAUGCGGAAGUGGCGGAGGUGAAGACGCGGUUGCAUGGACGGGGAGAUAUUGAGCCAGAGAGGAGAGUAAUUAUAUAUAAAACAAGAAAAAGAAGCUUCACGUGAGAACAAAUAAGGCUUAUAUCCUAUGAUGAUAGUGGUCGUAGCGAAAAGGUGGUUACUCGAAUCAGGUUACUAUUCGUAGGCGAUCGAUCUAACCAACCUUACGGGUG